This is a messenger RNA of Funneliformis caledonium, 167 nucleotides long. The record is from the annotation of a GenBank genome assembly. Lineage: Eukaryota; Fungi; Glomeromycota; Glomeromycetes; Glomerales; Glomeraceae.
CGCAAAAGGAGAGAGAUGAUCAAGUGAAGCUGUGGCGCGAGGUCAAAGAUGGGAUGUACUGGACUCGUAAAAGUUGCAAACCUGAUAAGGACGAAUUUGGGAUUAUUGGGAUACAGAUAGCUGGAAAGAAAUUAUAUUUAAGUGUUCUUAUAAGGGAUAUGAGCGAG